CUGGAGGUGAAAGAGUUCGAAUGACAAGUACAGAGGACCAGACGUUCAGAGAAGGGAGAAGGAGAUAAACCAGAGAUCGGUGAACUGUCCCUGGGUUGCAGUCGGUCGGAGAGGCUCACAUACGUCACGAGGCUCACUGUGCAUGACUUUGUUAAGAAAUGUGUAGUAGUUUCUAAUUUUUAUUCUUUGUGUGUGGAACUGAAGGGGAAGCACAUUACAAGAAGAGUCAGCCAAGUGAUAGAUCAGGGGCACACAGAGACACGUGACUGCAGCUCCGUGAUCCGCCAUGACUUCUCUCUCGUGCUCACAGUCACAGUCGCACGUUGUAGUUGACCUCUCGACCCUAGUCGGAAACAUUCCCGGAUGUACAUUUAUUGACGCGAACAGCCACAGAAGGGAAAACAGAGCAAACCUCACCUUGAUUCAAGGUGUGCUCUUGUUUACAACCGUCACGUGACUGUGUGUACACACCUUGACACACCUUUAAUUGGUUCUGCGCAGUGCGACAAGCGUUUGGGAAAACCCGGAUGUGUUUGUUAGAAGUCAUUCUGAAAGGUGUUGAGUUGUAUAUAACAUCUCUUGAGAAAUUGUAUAUAACAUUUCUGUAUCGAGGAAGGAAUAAGAGGCAGUGCUCGAAGCAAACAUUUCUUCUUCAGUGUAGAAACAUCUUUGUGAAUUUUCAGGAGACAACGGGUAGUCGGUGACUUUGAUCAAGAGACACCACGAUGACUGCAAUCCUUACUACGUUGUGGGUGACUGCUGUGGCUGUUGUUGUUGCUGUAGUCGUAGGAGCUGCUGCAGCGGAAGACUGUUUGACAGACGACAACUGCCGCAACAUCACCGCCACCAGGACCACCGGCAACGUUACCUACUGCUGCAGUGACGUCAGCAGACAGAUGAGUGUGCGGGUUGACGGACAGUGUCAAUGCCUGUCGCAAGGUCUGCACAACGGGACUGGUCAGACCAAGGAUGCUUUGAAGAACUGGGCUGACGACACCAUGGAUGAAGGUCGCAUGUGUUUGUUCGGCGAAAAGGACUGCAGUGGCUCCCACUUCAAUGCGACGAUCGGGUCGGUACAGCAGCCGUACUGCUGCCGCAACAGCGACAACAUCGAGUUCGUCAUGUACAACGCCUCUGACCCCGACUACGUGGGUUGCCGUUGUGCGAACAACUCGGCGCCACUAACGCCACCUGGCGCCUACAACGUGCCAUUGACCCAACGCUACGUCUCUUCAGGCGAGGCGUGUCUGUAUGAAGCCCUGUGUGACGACAACCCCAGCCUCAAGUGUGAGGGUCACCGGGGCGUCUACUGCUGCUACAACAGCCGCGGCAUCCACACCACCAACCUCAACGCCACCACCACGGCCUGCACGUGCAGCAACGAGUUCCGGGGGGAGCGCUGCGACGACGAUGUGAAGUCCGUUCCCGCCUUGGAACAGAGGUGCCUGAAGGACGCCGCGUGUCCAGUAGGAGCCAAGACGGCGGUUGUCAAGAGCGGUGCCCAGAACGUGACAGUGACGUACUGCUGUCCGAGCCUCAUACACGAGCCCCACGUGCAGACCGUGCAGGGCGCUACACCUAAAGACAUCUGCAGCUGCAGUUCUCACGACGAGGAAGGUUCCCCGACAGUCAAGACCAUUCAGUGGGCCGAGCUAACGAAAGACUAUGGUCGUUGGUGCGAGAGCGGAUCUGCCUGCGAACUGUUGUCGUCGAAGCUCACGUUUUAUAGGAACUACGACACCAGCACCAACAAGGUUCUGUCGCUGUGUUGUCGAACACCUAACACCACCUACUACUUCGCCGCCUACGAGCAGGAGAGCUACGAAUCUAUCGGGUGCCGGUGCGCCAACACCCGGGUUCCCCACCCAGAACAUGGCGCCUACGCUGUGCCGGAGGCGGGCUUCUACAACUCCACAGGUGAGGCUUGUUCUUACAAUUCUGGGUGUGACGACCAUCCAAGCCUCAAGUGCGAGGCAUCUGACGUCUCCUUUUGUUGCUAUGGCAGCCGGGGUAUGUACACGGAUACCCUGAACGACAGGAUUACAUCGUGCACUUGCACUAACGACCGUCUGGGCGAGUUCUGCGCAGGAAAACUAUUUCCUGUUUCUACGUCAUCUCACGUCACGCCCUCUGGCGUCCUGUGCCUGCUGCUCAUGGCGCUGUACUGCCUUGGACGUUAAAGUUACCCCACUAAGAAAGAAAUGACUACACGCAUCAAGCGAAAGAGAGAGAAGAAAAGGAAAGGGGAGAAAGACACGGGUGAAUUACGGGUAUCCUGGCAUUGCCGCUGAGUAGAUUCAGAUUCUGAGAGACCUUAUUUUACUAUUGCUGGUGUCUUCGCCCUAAAUCCAGGAGGAGAGCAUUCUGUCGAGCCAAAACUGAGGUAACCUAGUCAACAGAGGUAAAUGUGCCUGAAGCUGGAAGUCAAGAUGGCGAUGUUCGAAAUAACAGAUCCUCUGCAUUUUUCUGUACGACUGUUAAUGUCAAUGUUUUUUCAUACGUGUCAAUGUUCACUUUUUAAUGUUUAACCUGUUAUUUUAAUUCAACUUACACGUCUCGAUGAAAUAAAACUUACCAUAUAUAUAUAUACGGCGUAUGGAUGAACGAAGAAACAGAUGAAGUGAUCAGUAUGUGGACCUACAUGCACACGUGUCCAACUGUACAUCACACUUCGACAGUCAAAUAAAACAAAGACUACCGAGGAGAGCCUUCCGUCUAUCACUACAUGGUAUACUCAUUCAAAAUAUUAUAAUUAAAAUGAAAAAAACAACAACAACAAGCUCCAUGCUCGAACACAGACUCGCGAGAAGCGAUUGAAUCCCGUCAAAACUCUUUUCCGAAAAAGUUCCACACUGAAGAAUGGGAGAUAACAAGCUAAGCCUUUUUAAUGUGUCUUACGUCCCUUUGAUUACUUUCUCCUCUGCCAGUUUGAAUGAGUUGUUUAGUGUUGGCUGUCGCUCGGGAGUCGACAUCUUACGACAAAAUCUUUUUUAUUUGCCACAAUAUUACAGUUCAUGUCUUGGAAAAUAAAAGACUUGUGAACCAA
Molecule: messenger RNA, 3046 nt
Organism: Pomacea canaliculata
Lineage: Eukaryota; Metazoa; Mollusca; Gastropoda; Architaenioglossa; Ampullariidae
Exons: 8
Coding region: 726-2180 (484 amino acids)
Source: RefSeq, a predicted model, not a curated record